AUGGCCGUCAUGAAGAAACAGUCUUUGAUUCUCGCCUCGGCGCGGGAGGCUCUCAAAAAUGCCGAAAGGCUGGUGAGCUAUCUCGAGGAGAACGGCAUGCAAGAGCCAAACUUCUCCGCUGACUCCCCUCCUCACCCCGAGAACGGCGAGUAUGAUGCGAUCAGAAAUGAUCUCAACCAAGCAGCCACUGAUCUGAGUCUGCUGGCCACGGGUCCGCUCCAGUGGAUCCGGACCUUCUGCUGCUGCCACCAUGACAUGGCCGCGUGGCAGGUAGCUCUGCGCUUCAAGUACUUCACCAUCGUGCCUCUUGACAGACCCAUUUCUGUCAAGGAGAUGUCCAGCAAGGCGCAGAUGGACGAGGACCGUCUGCGCCGUGUGAUGACGUUCCUCACCACCCAGAGGUGCUUCCAGGAGCUGGAUGAUGACCGCUUCGAGCACACUGCUCUCUCCGCCUUUAUCUCCAAGAACAAGGACAUUGAGCAGUGCUUUGCUUUUGAGGCGGACGAGAUGUUCGAGGCGGCUUCCAUGACUGCUACAUCCAUCCAAAAGGCCCCGUUCACUUCGGAGGCCAAGAACAGCGCUUUCAACCUCCGAUUCGGAACUUCGCCGUACACGUGGUACGCGGAGAACCCGGAGCGCGGUGCGCGCUUCGCGUCCGCCAUGGCUGGCUAUGUUCAAAUGAACAGAGACCACAAGGAGCUGAUGGACAGAUUCCCCUGGGCCAGCCUCGGCGACACAAAAGUCGUCGACGUCGGCGGUGGAAGCGGACAUGUGUCCAUUUACCUCGCGGCGAAAUUUCCCAACCUCAAGUUCCUUGUUCAGGAUGUCAACACCGUCAUGCUCGAGGAAGGUCCCAGACGCCCAGACUAUGCCCCCGUCCAGGAACGCGUGUCAUUCAUGAAGUACAGCUUCUACGAGCCGCAGCCCAUCACUGACGCGGGACUCUUUUUCCUGCGGCAGGUCACUCACAAUUACCCAGACGAUGUCUGCGUUAAAAUAUUCAAGUCAUUUGUCCCCGCGAUGGAGAAAUCCGCCCUGGGUACCAACCUCCUGAUCAACGACAUGCUGCUCCCGCCACCCAACCAGGAGCUCAAGGUGGAGGAGUACCACCUGAGGCAGAUUGACAUCCACAUGCUCGAUGGCUAUGCUGCUAAGCAGCGAAGUCUUGCCGAAUUUGAAGCUCUGCUCAAGGAAGCGGAUCCCAGGUUCGAGGUUGUCCACGUUCACGGCAAGGGGAUCAUGGGCUUGAUCGAGGUGACCCUGAAGCAGUAG
Emericellopsis cladophorae is the source of this 1272-nucleotide messenger RNA. RefSeq names its product O-methyltransferase. NCBI's taxonomy places the organism in Eukaryota, Fungi, Ascomycota, Sordariomycetes, Hypocreales, Bionectriaceae. Gene Ontology annotation, molecular function: O-methyltransferase activity. The coding region runs from base 1 to 1272 and encodes 423 amino acids. The record is from RefSeq and is a predicted model, not a curated record. The transcript is spliced from 6 exons.